CAAGUCAUGACCCAGCCUCACAGCAGGAGCAGCGAGCACCGGGUGGCUCGCCUGUUGAGCGCCGUGGAGAGUGAGCUGGUGGUCGGCAGCGAGAAAGGCGACCCCACGGAAAAGCAGCUGAAAGUGGCUCUGGAGGAGUCGGAGCUGUGGCAAAAAUUCAAGCGGGUCACCAACGAAAUGAUCGUCACCAAGAACGGGAGGCGAAUGUUUCCAGUCCUUAAUAGCGUCUCUGGUUUGGAUCCAAACGCCAUGUACUCAUUCCUGUUGGACUUCGUGGUCGCUGAUAGCCAUCGCUGGAAGUAUGUGAACGGCGAGUGGGUACCUGCGGGCAAACCAGAGCCCCUGACCCAGAGCUGCGUUUACAUCCACCCGGACUCCCCCAACUUCGGGGCGUAUUGGAUGAAAGCCCCCAUCUCUUUCAGCAAAGUCAAGUUGACCAAUAAAGUCAACUGCGGUGGACAGGUAAUUCUAAAUUCUCUGCACAAGUACGAGCCUCAGAUUUAUAUAGUGCGACUGGGAGGUCCUCACAGGAUGAUUUCCAAUCACUUUUUCCCUGAAACUCAGUUCAUCGCAGUGACUGCAUAUCAGAAUGAGGAGGUCAGUAUCACACAAGAACAUCAUUGUUGA
Molecule: messenger RNA, 627 nt
Organism: Callorhinchus milii (elephant shark)
Lineage: Eukaryota; Metazoa; Chordata; Chondrichthyes; Chimaeriformes; Callorhinchidae
Product: T-box transcription factor T-like
Biological process (GO): heart morphogenesis; positive regulation of DNA-templated transcription; cell fate specification
Cellular component (GO): nucleus
Molecular function (GO): RNA polymerase II cis-regulatory region sequence-specific DNA binding; DNA-binding transcription factor activity, RNA polymerase II-specific
Source: RefSeq, a predicted model, not a curated record